Molecule: messenger RNA, 1857 nt
Organism: Sceloporus undulatus (fence lizard)
Lineage: Eukaryota; Metazoa; Chordata; Lepidosauria; Squamata; Phrynosomatidae
Gene: TMEM88
Product: transmembrane protein 88
Exons: 2
Coding region: 149-688 (179 amino acids)
Biological process (GO): negative regulation of canonical Wnt signaling pathway
Cellular component (GO): plasma membrane
Molecular function (GO): PDZ domain binding
Source: RefSeq, a predicted model, not a curated record
UGGCAGGAGGUGGAGAAGGAUGGGAGGCUGUAUAAAAGAUGGAAGAGACAGCCCAGUCCAGCCAGAGCGCAAAGCAAGAGGCUGGGAAAGGUGGUCUUGUGAGGCUGUUGAAGGAAAGAAGGAAGGGAGGACUCUGGAGCCUUGAGAGAUGGGUUUGGACACCCGCUCCCCCAAAGCCACCCCAGGCUCCCUGGACCGUGAGAGCACACCGGGGGUCUCUCCGCCGGCACCCCCUCCUUAUGCUGGAGAAGGGGCUCUGGAGCUCCGGGGGUCCCUGGAUUGCUGGGCCUGUGCUGUCCUGGUCACCCUCCAGAACCUGCUGGUUGCUGGGCUCAACCUCCUCUUGGUGGCAGUCACUUUUGGGGUCAUCCUGCUCCCUGCUGGGGUCCUGGUGACCUUUGGGGUCCUCUGUCACUCCAAGUUUUUACAUACCCAAGCUGCCUACUGCACGCCUCACUUGCACGACGCUGCCUCCGUUGCCCUCCUGGUGGUGGGCUUCACCCUGGCAGUGCCCCUCCUAGUCCUGGCCUUGGCUGCCUACUGCCGCUUGGCUCGCCGCCUCCAGCUGGGCUACUGCCUUGUCCCCUACAGCAAAGCCGUCUACAAGAACCUGCCGGCCUCUCAGUAUCACAGCUCCGGAUGCUGCUGCUCUCAGGAUCUUGACCCUGUGGAAAAAGUCUGGGUUUGAGGAAUAGAGGGCAAUUUAGGAAUGGGGAGGUCGCAGAUUUAAAAACAAAACACAAGGUAAGCUCAGGAUUAAAGAACAUGGGCUGAGAAAAUCAAAGUUUUCAAAUGUCUAGGAAACUGUUUUUCCCCUACCCUUCCAAACCAAAGGUGGAUACUACUCUGCUGUGAAAUGUGCAAUUGUAUAUCAGACUCUCCUUUAAUUAUGGGAGUUGCUCGUGCAUACUACUGUUGCAAAUGCAAGAGGUGUGACAUCCUAUCAAGAGACUUCUGAGUUCAGCAAGCACAGCGGGAGAGGAAGCGAGAGGCAGCAAUUUGGCCAAGCCCUCCCCAUGCCAAGAUUUCUUCCAAGGACUGUCAACAAUGCUGCUAGGAAAAACCAGAGGAAAUGCUUUUGUCAUGUUUAUGGGAAAGGAGCUGCGGCUGCAGACCCCUUGCCUGGCUGGGCCAUGGACAGAAAAAUAAAUGACCUAGUGUCUUCCAAUACCAUACAGGACAGAUCUAGAAAAAGGCCCAGAUUGCUCAUAGAAUACAAUUUUAGAAGCUGGAUGACUGAUCCAUACUUGAAGAUGGAUGGAGAAAUCACCUCUGUUGCUCUAUUCUGGGUCUUACUAGUGCAUGUGGCAGUGGUGCUCCUAAACCUCAGUUCUUCCCUCAAACACUCUUUUGUUAACCUCCAGUGAUAGGGAAAGUAUGGCCUAUUGGCCACAUGUAGCUCCAGCUAGUUGUUUUUUUAAAAUGGCCCAAGUCCCCCCCCCCAACCCUUCUUUUCAGAAUUUGUAUGCAAGUUACACAAGCAAAGUUGUUGAAGACAAGAAAGCAGUGCUUAGCUCCCUAAGAUCCAAAAGAAAUGUAUCAAAGAUAUGAAAAGGCAUUGAACCCUGGAGCUUUGUAUGAAAGGGCUACUUGAAAUUUCUCACACUAUCACAGAUGUAGAAGGGAGAGAGGAGGAGAGAUUCUGGCCAAGCAAAGAGCCUGUGGAAUCCACUGCUACAUGGAAUCACUCUCUUACAUACUUAAGCCCUUUGUUUUCCUCAUGCCGCCACUCCUUUCGACUCUUGCAAAUGUAUACAAAUCAUUCAUACUGUUUGUGCUUUUAUUUCAGGUAAACAUGUCAAUGAAUUGAAUUUGUACAGUUCCGUCCAUAUACAGUCUAUAUAACUUUGUUACACA